AUGACGGAAAGCCUGAGUGACCAGGAUUUGAAACAUAUUUUAAACUGCCAGUUUGGCGAAUGGUACAAGUUAUUCAAAAGGGAUACACCGAAAGCUCGAGUUCUUGAUUGCCCCGAGGAUUUCCGGCGGUGGCUGCUGGCUGACGGUAUGGUGUUGCCGGAUAAUGGAGAAUUGAGCGACGAUGGUUCGGAUCGAAGCGACAGCGACGAUGAUUCAGAUGCCGGCUUUACGCAGGCUUCAGCAAUUCCGCAGGAAUUCGACAGUUUGGUGAAGGAAACUAUCAGAUCUUUAGACGGCGAAGUUGCUCCCAAACUCAACUGGUCGGCGCCGCGAGACGCCGUUUGGAUCUCACCCACCAAUGAUAUGCGAUGCAUCAAUGCUAACGAUGUAUACAUGUUGAUCAAGUCGUCGGACUACUGCACCUUUGACUUGACAAAGUCUCUUGGAAAUAAGGGGCCUCCCAAGUUGACUUUGGUGUUGCGUGAAUGGUUCGAUAUCCACAGAUCUCUGGAGUUCAGAUGUUUUGUCAAGGACGGAGAACUGAUUGGUGUGUGCCAAAGAGAUCUCAAUUUCUACGACUUCUUAGCGCCCUUGCGUACAAAGAUCCAGGACAUUCUAACUGAGUUUUCAACGAAGCUCGUUGACAAGUUCCCCGAUUCGUCUUUUGUGUUCGAUGCCUAUAUUCCAAAGUCUUAUAACAGAGCGUGGCUGAUUGAUAUCAACCCGUGGCUUGACCGCACAGACACGUUGUUGUUUGACUGGGAAGAACUGAGGUCCUGGGAUAAACCGUUUGAGCUCAGGCUGAUUGGCAAGCUCGACUCGACGAGGGACUUUGGUUCGAAGCCCCACACAGCAAACUAUGUGCCCCAUGAUUUAGUGGAUAUGCCUCGUGAAAACGUUGAGGAAUUGGUAGACAAGCUCCGUGAAUCGUAUCGCGACCAACAAAAAGAGUAA
Messenger RNA from Wickerhamiella sorbophila, 954 nucleotides. RefSeq lists its product as hypothetical. Gene Ontology annotation, cellular component: cytoplasm. Lineage: Eukaryota; Fungi; Ascomycota; Dipodascomycetes; Dipodascales; Trichomonascaceae. The transcript has a single exon. The record is from RefSeq and is a predicted model, not a curated record. The coding region runs from base 1 to 954 and encodes 317 amino acids.